AUGUCCGACUACCAAAAUCAAUUGGAAGAGAAAAAGCGACAUUUACGCAAUCGUUGGACAAGUAGAAUUGAAGAAACUAUUAUGAAAUUUGUUCAAGACUAUAAGAUUAUUCUAUAUCAAAUACCUAUUGAAAAAGAAAUCAUCCGUAUUGAAUAUGAUUUCUUUGAUCGAUUAUCCGAACUUGAAUUUUAUAGUGAAAAUUCAAAUGUGUAUCAAAAACAACUAUUUCAAUAUCUUACACAAAAGAAAUUUGAUAUGGAGAAAUCAAAACUAGAACUUGCUCUAUUAAAACAGCGUAUCACUCAUAAUCAUCUACCAACAUCAUUUGAUAAACUCGAAAUAUCAAUACCUACUCCAAUACAUACAAUAAUGGAUAUGGAGACAGCUCAAUCUCUAAAAGGUCGAUAUGAUAAAAUUUUACAACGAACAAAAGUUGAUAUGAUGCAGGUUUAUGUUGAAGCUGCUGAAUUUCGAGCAAAUCAAUAUCGAUUACAGUUUAAUAAUGCAAUGAAUAAAUUAAAAGAAAAUGAAUCUACACAUCUAUCCGAUAGAAUAUUAACUAAAGUUAUGUUCGAUAUUAUGAUAAAACAAGGCGAAAUCACUGAUUCAGGCGAAGAUGUUGAACAAGAUAUUGAUCGAUGCGAUGAUAUCUUUCAUGAAUAUGGUGACGAUAUAGAUGAAGAUGAAGAUAAAAAUAUUGAGUUUGAUAAUCUUCAGCGAACAAUCAUUGAAAAGAAAGAUGAAUCUAACGAAAAUGAUCACACGAAGAGUAUAAUUCCAAAUGACGAGUUACAUGAUAAUGACUCGAGUGGAAUUUUCCUAGAUUUUACAGUCGACAAGGACGAAUUAUGUCAAAAACCUAGCCAACUUGCAGCUUCGCGUAAAAUUAUAUUAUUCAUGGCACGAGAACGAAAGCAAAAUUCAACUUUCGAUGAAAUCGAUAAAUUACUUGCCGAUGAAGAAUUUUGUCGAGCAGUAGAAGCAUUGAACGACGAUGCAGACAUUACUGUUCACUCAUCAACACAGACGACACCGGAUCCUUUAAAUACUGCUUUUAUUGAGGAGACCAACCUCAAUGAACAUCAACAAAGUAAUUUAUCUCAACAACAAAGUAGUUUAUCUCAACAACAAAGUAAUUUAUCCGAACAACAAAGUAGUUUAUCUGAACAACAAAAGAGUUUACCUCAACAACAAAGCCAAACUAUAAAUGAUGCAUCAGCCAUCCUUCGUGAGUUGGCAGAGAUAACGACUGAACAUGAACAUGAACGGAUCGAUCAACCUUUACCAACAACAACAGCAGCAGGAAACUUGGUCGAAAUAGUUGAUCUAUCACCAUCAACAUCUCGUACGAUCGAUCUACGUACACCGACAUCAACAACAAUCGAUCUUUCUACACCUGCACCAAUUACGAUCGAUUUAGAUUCACCUCAAAUACCAUCCAAUACUAACACUACGGACUCACCACUUCAUUUAAGUCCAAAAUAA
Molecule: messenger RNA, 1485 nt
Organism: Rotaria sordida
Lineage: Eukaryota; Metazoa; Rotifera; Eurotatoria; Philodinida; Philodinidae
Source: the annotation of a GenBank genome assembly